AUGGAAGAGAGCUCGGGCGUGGACGCCCUUGAGGGCCCACUAUUCAUGCUUCGGACAAUAUUCAAUGUAUUUUGGAAGCCGUUCAUCUGGCUGCUAUCCUGGAUUGUCGCCCUGGUUUACAUACUGGCCUCGCCAGUGCUCGCCCUUGCAAACGGCCUUUUGACUGUAGCAGGUCUUCCGCUACGAAUUCUUCUAAAGUUCGAGGCAUUUCUUUACUAUGCUACAGGAGCUGUCCUCACAGGGGCAUCAGUGGGCUUAUUGCUCUACUUUACCAACACUGCGCUGUUCCAGCUACUUCAGCGACAUAACUCGACUGAACCUCCACUACUAGAGGAUUCCGAAAGUGUCAAGGAUGAGCCUAUCGACUGGGAGUCGAAAUGGACAGAUCCAUCACCGAAGCUGUCCUCUACGAUAGUGGAAGAGGAAGAGAACAGCCAAGACUCUCCGUGA
Penicillium chermesinum is the source of this 450-nucleotide messenger RNA. RefSeq lists its product as uncharacterized. NCBI's taxonomy places the organism in Eukaryota, Fungi, Ascomycota, Eurotiomycetes, Eurotiales, Aspergillaceae. The transcript has 2 exons. The coding region runs from base 1 to 450 and encodes 149 amino acids. The record is from RefSeq and is a predicted model, not a curated record.